Trematomus bernacchii (emerald rockcod) is the source of this 6145-nucleotide messenger RNA. RefSeq names its product glutamyl-prolyl-tRNA synthetase 1 (gene eprs1). The transcript is spliced from 35 exons. NCBI's taxonomy places the organism in Eukaryota, Metazoa, Chordata, Actinopteri, Perciformes, Nototheniidae. The record is from RefSeq and is a predicted model, not a curated record. Gene Ontology annotation, cellular component: cytoplasm; aminoacyl-tRNA synthetase multienzyme complex. The coding region runs from base 142 to 5166 and encodes 1674 amino acids. Gene Ontology annotation, biological process: prolyl-tRNA aminoacylation; glutamyl-tRNA aminoacylation; translation. Gene Ontology annotation, molecular function: ATP binding; proline-tRNA ligase activity; glutamate-tRNA ligase activity.
GUCCCAUCCUCUCAUGCUUUGCUGCUGCUGAGACUCUGGAUCCCCGGGGUGCUGCACGCUGUGGAGAGUAGUCUUGGCUGUCUGCUAUUAGGUUUCUUGUGAAAAGGCUUUACCACCUUUGUGGAAGAAGGAUUUCACAUCAUGGCGUUAAACCUCACCAUCAACACGAGCAAUCCGCCUCUAGGAGCGCUUCUGGCAGCAGAGCAUGUGAAGGCCAGUGUGCAGCUAUCAGUGGAGGAAGGCAAAGACACCCGGCUUCAAGUCUCUGAUGCGAUCCAGUUCAAUGACACCAACUCUAUCAGUCGGUACCUGGCCCGAGUGGCUCCCGCUCUUGGCCUCUACGGAUCCAACAUGAUGGAGCAGACCGAGGUGGACCACUGGCUGGAGUUCAGCGCUCGGCGUCUGUGUGAUCAGUCUGGUGUGAGCGCGGCACUAGGGGAAUUGGAUAAGGCUCUUUCUCUGCGCACCUUCCUUGUCGGACAAUCUGUCACUCUGGCUGACCUGUCUGUGUGGGCUGCCCUCAAAGGUCACGCGGAAUGGCCGAGUCAGGGCAAAACCUGUUCCCACAUCAACCGCUGGUUCUUCUUCCUGAGCUCUCAGGUUCCCUUCACGGCUGUGGGUAACAAAUAUGCCAGCAAGAAAGCUCCAAUGACCAAAUCCAACUCGGAUGAGAAGAAGCAAGAUGUCGGCAAGUUUGUGGAUCUACCAGGAGCUGAGAUGGGCAAGGUGGUGGUUCGAUUCCCUCCUGAGGCCAGCGGAUACCUUCACAUCGGCCACGCCAAGGCUGCUCUGCUCAACCAGCACUACCAGGUCACAUUUAAAGGCAAGCUCAUCAUGCGCUUCGACGACACCAACCCUGAGAAGGAAAAAGAAGACUUUGAGAAGGUGAUCCUGGAAGACGUUUCCAUGCUCCAGAUCCAUCCAGACCAGUUCACCUACACCAGCGAUCAUUUUGAGACCAUAAUGCGUUUUGCUGAUCAGCUGCUCACUGAGGGAAGGGCCUACAUCGACAACACGCCUCCUGAGCAGAUGAAGCUUGAGAGGGAGCAGCGUGCCGAAUCCAAAAACAGAAAUAACACGGUGGAGCAGAACAUGAAGAUGUGGGCGGAGAUGAAAGCCGGGACAGAGAGUGGUCAGACCUGCUGCAUGAGGGCCAAGAUGGACAUGAACUCCAACAACGGCUGCAUGAGAGACCCCACCCUGUACCGCUGCAAGAACACUCCUCACCCUCGCACCGGAACCACCCACAAAGUCUACCCAACGUACGACUUUGCCUGUCCCAUCGUGGACAGCUUGGAGGGUGUUACCCACGCUCUGAGGACCACCGAGUACCACGAUCGUGACGAGCAGUUCUACUGGUUCAUCAACGCUCUGCACCUCAGGAAGCCCUACAUCUGGGAGUACGCCCGCCUCAACCUCAACAACACGGUGCUCUCCAAGAGGAAGCUCACCUGGUUCGUGGAGCAGGGAUACGUCGACGGAUGGGAUGACCCCCGCUUUCCCACUGUUAGAGGAGUCCUGAGGAGAGGGAUGACCGUCGAGGGUCUGAAACAGUUCAUUGCAGCACAGGGUGGAUCACGGUCAGUGGUGAACAUGGAGUGGGACAAGAUCUGGGCCUUCAAUAAGAAGGUAAUCGACCCAGUGGCUCCGAGGUUCACAGCUCUGUCCAGCUCCUAUGUGGUUCCUGUCACCGUCUCAGAGGCUAAGGAGGAGAUGAAGGAGAUGGCCAAGCACCCCAAGAACGCAGAGGUUGGCAUGAAGGAGGUUUGGUACGGACCUCGCGUUCUGGUUGAAGGAGCCGAUGCAGAGACCUUCUCAGAGGGAGAGAUGGUCACCUUCAUCAACUGGGGCAACCUCAUCAUCACCAAGAUUAACAAGGGGGCCGAUGGCAAGGUCGUGUCCAUGGAUGCUCGCCUGAACCUGGACAACAAGGACUUCAAGAAGACGACAAAGAUCACGUGGCUGGCUGAAACCAACAGCGCCCCCCUGCUGCCUGCCAUCUGCAUAAACUACCAGCCCCUCAUCUCCAAAGCCGUCAUCACCAAAGAAGACGACUUCAAGGACUACAUCAAUAAAAACAGCAAGUCGGAGGAGCAGAUGCUUGGAGAUCCUUGCCUGAAGUCGUGUAAGAAAGGUGACGUCAUCCAGCUCCAGAGGCGGGGCUUCUACAUCUGCGACCAGCCCUACGAGCCCGUAAGUCCUAACAGCUGUAAGGAGAGCCCCUGUGUGCUGUUCUACAUUCCUGACGGACACACCAAGGAUAUGCCCACUGCUGGAUCUAAGGACAAGAGCAAGAGCCAGGCCCCCAGCAACACACCUGCCUCUACCACCACCAAGGCUGCCUCUGCCCCCGCCAAGGCUGCCUCUGCCCCCGCCAAGGCUGCCUCUGCCCCCGCCCCCGCACCUGCCUCAUCCUCAGCCGGUGACAUAUUCUCAAGCAUUUUAGCACAAGGUGAAGCUGUACGUCAGCUUAAGGUUGCCAAAGCUCCUAAAGAGGAAGUCGACAAUGCGGUUCAGCAGCUGCUUUCCCUAAAGGCACAGUUUAAGCAGCAGACAGGAACAGACUACAAGCCAGGCAUGGCUCCUCCCACAUCUGCUGCAGCUCUGCCCACCACUGCAACAAACUCUGCCUCCUCCUGUCCACUAACCCGCGUCAACCAGCAGGGGGAGCUGGUCAGGAAACUGAAGGCAGAGAAGGCAUCUAAGGACCAGAUUGAUGCUGCAGUGAAGCAGCUCCUCGCUCUCAAGGCAGAGUUUAAACAGCUGACCGGUCAGGAUUACAAACCUGGGAUGGCCCCUCCCUCCCCUGCUCCUUCUCCUGCGACCACCCCCUCCUCUUCCACUUCCUCGGGCGUGUAUGAGCGCGUUUCUCAACAGGGGGAAGUUGUGAGGAAACUGAAGUCUGAAAAAGCCCCCAAGGAUCAGGUGGAUGCAGCAGUCAAACAGCUGCUGGUCCUGAAGGCCGAAUACAAAGAGGCCACAGGCCAGGACUACAAGCCUGGAGCAGCCCCUGUCCAAAGAUCCUCCGCCCCAGUCCAAAAACCCCCCGCCCCAGUCCAGAGCAGCUCUGCUCCUGCUGCCUCCGGCCUCUAUGAGAAGGUCUCUGAGCAGGGAGAAGUGGUCAGGAAACUGAAGGUUGAAAAGGCCUCAAAGGAUCAGGUCGAUGCAGCGGUGAAGCAGCUGCUGCUUCUAAAGGCGGAGUAUAAGCAGCAGACCGGACAGGAUUACAAACUGGGAGCACAAGCCCCUGCUAGCAAAGCCCAGACCCCGCCCAGCGCUCCCUCCACCCAGGCCGGCUCCCCACCACAGGCCCAGGAACUGUUCUCACAGGUGUCACAACAGGGAGAGCUAGUGAGGAAGCUGAAGACCGAGAAGGCCCCCAAGGACCAGGUGGAUGCAGCCGUGAAGGCUCUGCUUGACCUGAAGAGCCAGUACAAGACGCUCACAGGACAGGAUUACAAACCAGUGGCUGCUGCUGGAGCCACAGGAGGAGAGGACAAGAACCGCAAGGAGAGGGAGAACAAGUCUGAGAAACGAGGAGGAGGAGGAGGAGGAGGAGGAGGAGGAGGAGGGAAGAAGGGUAAAGGAGACAAAGGUGGCCAAGGAAAGGAGGCAGCAGGAGGAGCAGGAGGAGGAGAGGGUCAAGGAUCUAAGAAACAAACACGGUUGGGCUUAGAGGCCAAGAAAGAGGAGAACCUUUCUGACUGGUACUCUCAGGUCAUCACUAAGGCAGAGAUGAUUGAGUACUACGAUGUGAGCGGCUGCUAUGUGCUGCGGCCCUGGUCUUAUUCCAUCUGGCAGACCAUCCAAGCCUUCUUUGACGCGGAGAUCAAGAAACUGGGUGUGGAGAACUGCUACUUCCCCAUGUUUGUGUCUCAGGCCGCUCUGGAGAAGGAAAAAUCCCACAUUGAAGACUUCGCUCCAGAGGUUGCCUGGGUUACGCGGUCAGGAAACACUGAGCUGGCAGAGCCCAUUGCGGUCAGACCCACUAGUGAGACAGCGAUGUACCCCGCCUUUGCCAAAUGGGUCCAGUCCCACAGAGACCUGCCCAUCAAACUCAACCAGUGGUGUAACGUUGUGAGGUGGGAGUUCAAACACCCCCAACCUUUCCUGAGGACAAGAGAGUUCCUAUGGCAGGAGGGACACACAGCUUUCGCCACCAAAGAGGAGGCAGCUGAGGAGGUGCUCCAAAUCCUGGAUCUGUACGCCAGGGUGUAUGAAGAGCUGAUGGCCAUCCCCGUGGUGAAGGGCAGGAAGACGGAGAAGGAGAAGUUUGCAGGAGGAGAUUACACCACCACUGUCGAGGCCUUCAUUUCUGCCAGCGGCCGCGCCAUUCAGGGUGCUACAUCUCACCAUCUUGGUCAGAACUUCGCCAAGAUGUUCGAGAUCACGUUUGAGGAUCCCAAGAGGCCAGGUGAGAAACAGCUGGUUUACCAGAACUCCUGGGGAAUCACGACCAGGACCAUCGGUGUCCUCACCAUGGUGCACGGAGACAACAUGGGACUCGUUCUGCCCCCCAAAGUGGCCUGCCUCCAGGUUGUCAUCAUCCCAUGUGGGCUCACUGCCUCGCUGCCGGAGCAGGACAAGGAGGCUGUGUUGGCCCAGUGCUCGAAGUACCUUAGCAGGCUGCUGGCUGCAGGCGUCAGGGUGAAGAGCGACCUCCGGGACAACUACUCCCCAGGGUGGAAGUUCAACCACUGGGAGCUCAAGGGCGUUCCUAUCCGUCUGGAGGUGGGUCCUAAAGACAUGCAGCAGCGUCAGUGUGUCGCCGUGAGGAGAGACUCUGGCGCCAAGGUGACGAUUCCAGAGGCCGAGGUGGAGAAGAAGCUGGUGGCCAUGUUGGAAGACAUCCAGAGCAGCCUGUUCAAGAAAGCGUCAGAUGACCUGAACAGCAACAUGGUGGCUGCAGACACAAUGGAAGAGUUCCAGAAAAUGUUGGAGCAGGGCAAGAUUGUCCAGAUCCCCUUCUGUGGGGAAAUUGAUUGCGAGGAUUCGAUCAAGAAAACCACUGCCAAGGACCAGGACCUGGAGCCUGGGGCCCCGUCCAUGGGGGCCAAGAGCCUCUGCAUCCCCUUCUCUCCCCUGAAGACACUGCAGCCAGGGCAGAAGUGUGUCUGCGGGAAGGAGCCCGCCAAGUACUACACCCUUUUCGGACGCAGCUACUAAACCCCGCUCUGCUGGAGCACGAGGAUGAUCAUCGCAGUGAAAAGGGCUUUCCUUUCGUUUUCUCAUGUAUUUCUUUUUCCUCUCAUCUCUUGUCAAUGCAUAGGGUAACAGGGGUAUGACCACGGGACUGUGGUAUUUAAAAUGGGAAUAUGUUUUUUUGUUUGUUUUUAAACACAUGUUGGCAAUGUUAUAAUGCAGCUGGAGGAAGGCGGAGGUGAAAGGAACAGUUUACUCUUAUUCCGUUUUAAAAGAUAGUGGUCUGCGCUGUUCACUGUUAGAAAUCCGUUAUUGGGAAAAUGUUUGUCAUGCUGUCAGGCUUCUACAUUGAUGAUUAUAAAAUUAUAAAUGUUUACUAUUCUUUCAAACUGAAAUUUUUGUAUAACUCCCUACAGGAAAAACCCUGAUUUAUUUGGUUUAAGUAUUUGUCAACCCUUAUAAACAUAAAUAGUCCUUUUUGAAAGAAAGAAUGAAAUCCUGAGAAGCAUACCCUCUACUGCCAUCUGGGUUAAGUGUCUUGUCCCGUCUCUUGCAGCAAAACAGUCUCAGGAACUCUUGAUAAAACGUCCUCAGUUCCACCACAGCCUAAUGAAAGAAAACUGUUCAUAGUUAAUAGUCAGUAAUAUAGUUCUCUGUUACUACUCCCAUGCAAUAACUCUAGUCUAUAAUAAAGUAAUUUACAUGGCAAACUGUUGUUUUUGUUUUGGAUAUUUGUUUUGGACUAAUGCAUUAUAUCAUAUUAGCUAUAUGAAAUCAAUAUAAGGGUUACAAUGUACAUUUGUAAUUGAGUAACAUCGUUUAUAGCAUAAUGUGCUUCACAAUCUGAGUAAUUAUUACAGUUUUAUUGUAUUUUAAUGUGUAUGAUUGUGCAGAUAAACUAGUACGUGUAUAUGUAGUGGGAUAUGCAAGGUAAUUGUUUGUACAUUAUGCAUUCUGUAGCAAGCUUUCUUGAUUACAUAAUACUGAGCCUGGUGUGCCAAAA